AUGGAAAAUAUACAGAUUGUUGAGCCACCACAGAUUGGACCAUAUAAGUUUCGUGGCACUGUAGGAGAUGGCGCCUUCUCUGUUGUUAAAUUAGUUAAGAAUAUCGAAAACAAUCAAUAUUAUGCAUGCAAGAUAGUCCCUAAAGCACGUUUAAACACAAUCCAUCUCGAGAAACGUUUCGAAAUUGAAAUAAGGAUUGCACAGCAGAUGCAUCAUCCUGGUAUUGUAGAGCUAUGUGAUCUUUUGAAAGAUGAUAACAACUAUUACGUAAUCAUGGAGUUCUGUCCAAACGGAGAACUAUUCCAGUUCAUUGUUGAUAGGAACAAUCUUUCAGAAGAUGAAGCUAAACCGUUAUUCAGACAAAUCCUCGAAGCCCUCCAAUACGUUCAUUCACAUGGUGUAAGCCACAGAGACCUCAAACCUGAGAACCUCCUUAUCGAUAAUUUGGGUAGAAUCAAAAUUUCGGAUUUUGGUCUCUCAAUUUUCGUUGAUUCUCAGGGUCUUGUGAAAACACCAUGCGGAUCUCCAUGUUAUGCAUCGCCAGAGUGCAUUUCUGGACAACUGUACGAUGGAAUGACUACAGAUGUUUGGAGCGCAGGCGUUAUUUUGUAUGCUAUGCUUACAGGUCAGCUCCCAUGGAAGAAGAGAAAUCAAGCUCAGCUUUUCAAACAAAUUAAAUCAGGAGAUUACACAAUUCCUGACGAAUUAUCCUCGGACGCAACAAAUAUGCUUACUAGACUUCUUACAGUUGAUCCAAAGGCACGAAUAACAAUUGAAGAAGCAUUACAGCAUCCAUGGCUUCGCGGGUGUGACCAGCAAUAUCCUACAGUUCGCCAGAUAACACAUUACGUUAAUAUCAUGAAGGUAGAUUACUUCUUCGAUCGCGUAAUUUCAAACCUCAACCUCAGCGAGAGCCAAUUACUUACACAUUCUUCUCAGAACCUCAGCUUCAACGCGAUGUCGAAGAUGCUCACCGGAUCUGCCCUUCCUAAAAUCAGACAAAAAACGUCGCAAUCUCACGAGCGUCCUACAAGCAAAGAUGUUAAGAAGCAUUCAUCUGCAUUAUCCAGAGUUGUAUCGAGACAGCCAUCUAAAAAGAAGAUUAUUAGCAACUUUCCUAUCAUGAGAACCUCUAUGAAGUCAAUACCAAGAGCUAAUGUACAAAAACCAGCUACAAGACCAAAGAAGAUUGUUGUGUAA
Messenger RNA from Trichomonas vaginalis G3, 1200 nucleotides. RefSeq names its product protein serine/threonine kinase protein. Gene Ontology annotation, cellular component: cytoplasm. Gene Ontology annotation, biological process: intracellular signal transduction; protein phosphorylation. NCBI's taxonomy places the organism in Eukaryota, Parabasalia, Trichomonadida, Trichomonadidae. The transcript has a single exon. Gene Ontology annotation, molecular function: protein serine/threonine kinase activity; ATP binding. The record is from RefSeq and is a predicted model, not a curated record. The coding region runs from base 1 to 1200 and encodes 399 amino acids.